AAAAUAAUGUACCCGAAUAGGAAGACACCGAAUCCUCGGAUUCGGGUUUGCCGCCGAUUAUUUUUAGCCUCCGUCGCUGUUCGUUUCAGCGGCGAAGAGAAUUGAAAAGCGGAGGUAGAGACUUCGCCGGGAGUAGGGCAUGACCACGGCAGCAACGCCAGCGGCUUCGGGAGACCCCUCCGCAGCGAAUUCUAAGACGGUACUGAUAACGGGAGUGAGCCGGGGUUUAGGCAAAGCCCUAGCUUUGGAAUUGGCCAAGCGCGGCCAUGUCAUAGUCGGCUGCUCCCGCGCCUCGGAUAAGCUUUCGUCUCUCCAGUCGGAGCUCUCGGCGGCCUCGGAGAACAGGAGCAACUGUGACAAACACAUUAUCAUGACUGUCGAUGUGAGGUCCAACAGCAGCGUUGAGGUGUUUGCGCGUGCAGUGGCGGAGAAAAAAGUUGUUCCUGAUAUUAUAGUAAACAAUGCUGGGACAAUCAAUAGGAACAAUAAGAUAUGGGAGGUCCCAGAUGAUGAAUUUGACAAUGUAAUCGACACUAAUAUCAAGGGAACAGUUAAUAUAUUACGCCACUUCAUCCCACUUAUGAUUGAGAGAAAGACUGGGAUAAUAGUCAAUGUGUCAUCUGGAUGGGGAAGGUCUGGUGCUGCGCAGGUGGCGCCUUAUUGUGCUUCGAAAUGGGCUAUAGAAGGCUUGAGCAGGUCUGUUGCAAAGGAACUACCUCCUGGAAUUGCUGUUUUGGCGCUUAGUCCGGGUGUUAUUAAUACGGAGUUGCUUCAGUCGUGUUUUGGAACUUCAGCUGCUCUAUAUCCAACGCCCGAUUCAUGGGCUCCAAAAGCAGCCACUAUGAUCCUUCAUCUGACCGUGGCAGACAACGGUGCAUCUCUCACCGUGUGAAGCUCUUGAAUUGUUGGCUGACAACAAUUCAUCGGUUUGUUCAAAUUCUCCUCACCCUCCGAGAGAUUUUGUUGUGAAUUCUUGAAAGAUGAAAAGAAUUGUGCAGAUCUUCCAGUUGGUAAUAUUUUUCUUUGUAGAAUGAAUCAUUCAUGUCAAUUGAAUUUGUUAGGUUCAGAGUCAUUCUAGUGUUUUUGCAGUUACUUGUGUCAAUGCUUUCCUCCUUGUAAACUACGAUUCCUUUACAAUAUACUCCAUCUCUCUCACAUAAGUUUCUAUUUUCUAUU
This is a messenger RNA of Andrographis paniculata, 1176 nucleotides long. Its product is annotated as NADPH-dependent pterin aldehyde reductase. Bases 140 to 892 code for a protein of 250 amino acids. The record is from RefSeq and is a predicted model, not a curated record. The transcript has 5 exons. Gene Ontology annotation, cellular component: cytosol. Gene Ontology annotation, molecular function: oxidoreductase activity, acting on the CH-OH group of donors, NAD or NADP as acceptor. Lineage: Eukaryota; Viridiplantae; Streptophyta; Magnoliopsida; Lamiales; Acanthaceae. Gene Ontology annotation, biological process: folic acid-containing compound metabolic process.